AAGACUCGAGGCAGUAUUAAUCGAUAGGUUGUAACGAGAAAUAAAAAUUUUAAUCCUUCAGAUUCAGAAAUUCAUUGUGAAAUACGAGUAGAAUCAACGUGUGGUGAAAAUGAUUCUUCACAAAUAUUUUUUGCUGUUCUCAAUGGUAUUUGGUGCAUUAGGAAUUCAUUUGGAAUGUGAAAAAUGGGCUUUUGUGCAUUUCUUCGAAGGAAUCUGCAAAACACUUCGUAUGCGAGGAGCUAUUUUACUCGAUACUGUUCAUGCUCUAGCCAGGGAUGAAAUCACUAUAUACAAUUGCGGACGGAGAACACUUUCUGAAAUACGUCGAUUACAAAACCUGACCACCAUACAGGAAAAAGAUGAAUUAUGGAUACAAGAUUUAUACGAAUAUCUAGUCACCAGUAUAUUGAACUGUGAUUCAUGUGAGCUAUGGAAAGGCAAAUAUGGAGGAGGUGGCAUAUGUACAAAGAUCUUCCUAGCUGUGGGAGGUAAUAUGACAGACAUGAUAAAUCCAGAAUGGAUCGACCAUGUCAUUCAUACUCCAAGAUGGAUGGUUGUGAAUUAGAAAAACUCGAACGAGAGAACACUUCAGUGACUCGCGGUAUAUGAUAAAUGCACGAGUGGGUAUUUGAACAAGAUUUCGAGAAUUUUCACUGCUCUGAUUAUCCCGCAACACCUACGUAUUCUACACUACCUACUGUAUUAUCUCAUUUAAACAAACAAUAGAGUACUUAAAUGGCUAAUGGCUUUGAAUUUCGAAAA
This is a messenger RNA of Planococcus citri (citrus mealybug), 762 nucleotides long. RefSeq lists its product as uncharacterized. The coding region runs from base 110 to 565 and encodes 151 amino acids. The record is from RefSeq and is a predicted model, not a curated record. NCBI's taxonomy places the organism in Eukaryota, Metazoa, Arthropoda, Insecta, Hemiptera, Pseudococcidae. The transcript is spliced from 8 exons.